AUGAUCACGAUAAACUCCACUCAGGUUUCAUAUUUCACACUUGGUGCCUACUUUGACACUGAGUUGUUUAAAUAUUUAUUGUUUGUGAUUAUUGUAAUUUUUUAUAUUUUAAUUCUGUGUGCCAAUGUUUUCCUCAUUGUGGUUAUCUGCAUGAACAGAAGUUUACAUGAACCUAUGUACAUCUUUCUGUGCAGCCUGUUUAUGAAUGAACUGUAUGGUAGUACAGGGUUGUUUCCAUUCCUUCUGAUUCAGAUUCUCUCUGACAUUCACACUGUUUCUGCUUCAUUUUGUUUCCUGCAGAUUUUCUGUAUUUAUUCUUAUGGAAGUGUCGAGUUUACUAACCUAGCUGUCAUGUCUUAUGACAGAUAUCUUUCUAUCUGUUGCCCUCUACAGUAUAACGUACACAUGACAUCUAACAAGGUUGCCAUGCUUAUUGCUGUCAUAUGGUUACCUCCUUUCUGUGCUGUUUUUGUCACAACAUCCUUGACUGCCUCUUUACAGCUGUGUGGGAACAUCAUUAAUAAAGUGUACUGUGACAAUUACUCUAUCAUCAAACUGGCCUGCUCUGACACCAGAAUAAAUAAUGUCUAUGAACUUAUUGCUGCUUCUCUCACAGUCUGUGUUCCAGUAUCUGUAAUCUUCUACACGUAUAUAAAGAUCCUUAAAGUCUGUUUCUCUGGUUCUAAACAGACCAGACAGAAAGCUGUCAGUACCUGCACACCUCACCUCGCUUCUCUGCUCAACUUCUCUUUUGGGGUUUCCUUUGAAGUAUUACAGAAUAGGUUUAACAUGACCAGUGUACCCAAUAUGUUGCGUAUAUUCUUAUCAUUAUACUUUCUGACAUCCCCACCACUCUUUAACCCUGUAAUGUACGGCCUGAACAUGUCCAAAAUACGUAACAUGUGUAAAAGUCUGAUUUUAAGUUCUGUUGAAAAGUCAGCCAACAUCUUUGUUCAGCUUGAGUAA
Molecule: messenger RNA, 966 nt
Organism: Larimichthys crocea (large yellow croaker)
Lineage: Eukaryota; Metazoa; Chordata; Actinopteri; Sciaenidae
Product: olfactory receptor 2G6-like
Exons: 1
Coding region: 1-966 (321 amino acids)
Biological process (GO): detection of chemical stimulus involved in sensory perception of smell; G protein-coupled receptor signaling pathway
Cellular component (GO): membrane
Molecular function (GO): G protein-coupled receptor activity; odorant binding; olfactory receptor activity
Source: RefSeq, a predicted model, not a curated record